AUGUGGAACAAUGCUGGAAAUAACUUGGAUAUUCCUGCAGAAUUAACGGUUAAUGCGGUCAACAAUGCAAACCCGUUGUUCACCGUGGUUCCAGGAGCAGGAGGAGUUGCAAAACUCGCUUCUAACGUGUUUACCCGAUUCGAAGGUAAUUAAAGAAUAAGGUGUCUGUCAGCUGUGUUUUGAUUCAAUUCAGAGCUUUAGUAAGCCUUGGAAAUCUACGUCCAGAGGGGAAAUAACGAUGGAUAUAUAUUCAUCCACUGUAGACAUAGUUCAUCUACGAUAUCGCCCUGCUCUUUAAAAAGAUGGUCAUUAGUAGUGACUAAUUUGUAGAGUAGGAAGAACUAGGCAAAAACAGCCGAGAAAUAAGAUUGAUAUUAGCAAAAAGACUUUUAAAUUGCCAAUUUUUGAUUCAUAACUGAUCAUGUAUAUUAUGAUUCCAAACAGACAUAUUGGUCGAUUACCAAGCAGUGCCGUUUGUUCUCAAUCAGCAACAUGUAAAUGACUUCAUAACUGCGGUAACCCAACCGGGAGGACCUAUGGAGGCUGCACUCAAUUAUUUAUCAGCUCAGCCAGGAUCAUUGCCUCAAGGCGUGGUAUGUCUAUAACUUAUAGAACUAUUCCUUUUUUGAAGGAGUAAGCUAUCCAUAUGUCCUGAACAUGUGAGUCAUUCAAGACGAUUCAAACUUCAGCCCUAUGGAUCUUACCGUAUGAUGCUCUUCCACUGAGUAACAGAGAACUCAAUUGUGAGCUAGCAAGAUAAUUGGUGUUCCAUUCCACACGAGAUCUCAGAUUUUCCUCUUUGUCCCUGCAAAAAAGGGACCACAUUUUUCAUUGCUCAGAUCUACCAAAUACAAAUGAUCUUGCAAUGAUCCAAAAUUAUUUGUGUGUAUUUUCUCAACGGUACCGUUUCAGUAGCAAGAGCAGGCACCUGAUGACCUUUUUUGGCCUUUAAAUAUAUCGAAGCAAUAAACAACGCCUAAUCUUACUUCUUACUACCUCUCUUCUUGACUCUGUAUUAAAAAUGUCAAGUUGAAUUUGCGCAAAGGAAGAUGUUAUUCACCUUUUCACGAGCGUGAGUCGACGAAAAAAGAAAAUCCGUGAAGGCCCAUAAAGUUGAAGACUUGACAAAUUUGUUGGAUCUCCUCCACCUCUUUUUCAUCACUUGUUCUAAAAUCAGUUGCCUGGAUCGUUCAUAUCUUUUAUGUUUAUUAACUUCACUUUCAGACAACCCUAGAACAGUUCAGAUGCGUCAUAGAGAAAUUAUGGUUUCGAAACAGCAAUGGCUUUAAACAUGUUUUUGUUGGUAAGUGCGGCAAAUAAAAUAGAUAAAUGGAUCGUAUAGAUAAGCCAGAGAAGCUGAUUGGAGGUCUUAGAUAAUCCACGAAAGAACUAAGCUACUUUACACGCUCUUGCAUUCCUCAGUACAAUUAAUAUGGUACAAAGUUGGACACACGUAUCCAUACUCAUCAAACUCUGUGCUUCCGUUUUUAUUAAUAUGGUACAAAGUUGGACACGCGUAUCCAUACGCAUCAAAUUCUGUGCUUCCGUUUUUAUUUAUCAGGAAAUCAAAUGCCCGGCAACAAUUACAAUGGAUUUCACAACUGGUACCAGUUCCUCCUUGAGCAACGAAGAAACCCUGCCCAGACGACGCACAUUGCUUUCAUUCAGCCGGCUUUCGUGGGAAACAGACUGGUCAGUAAUUUCAAGCGAAGCCCAUUGGCUCAGCUAUACAAUGUGCUCGGUGACUUUACGAGCAAAUCUUCAAAUUAGUUUCGAACAAAUUCCUCUCGAAUAUUUCAGAGGAAAUGUUCCUGCAAAAAUGCUUCUGUAUGUGUCUCCUUAAGCGGAGCUAACGAAAGGUAGCGAAAAAAGGCAAUAGCGGAAAAUCUCCCUGAAAUAAUACGAGCACGAGCCUACCAAUCCUGUGCUCAGGAUUGUUUAAACAAGACACCACGGUUGCACCUGUGAAAUUUAGAGAGUAAUCAGACGUAGCAGUAUCCUACCUUAAUCUGCAGUUCGUUUUCUUUACAAGAACCUUAAGGAAGUAUACAUGAAGUUAGUUUUCUUUUAAUUCACGGACGAGUGGAAUUCACAAGCAUACGGCUUUUUUCUUCAGAUGGUUCUCCAUGACACUGUUGUCAUUUUCGUUGGCCUUAGUAACUUAUUUUUAAAUUAUAAAGAGAGGAACACUUAGAGUCUCUUUGACCUUUUUAUUUCAGCCAAAGUUUUUGCGUCGGCUAUUAUUCAGAUGGAGAGGGGCGACCAAAGUACCACCGGGCAGCAGCAGCAGCAUGUUCGUUGGAACCAGCCCAGCAUUUGAUUUGGCCAUGUUUACUGCUUGUGUAUUGAGGGGACGUGCGCCAGGAGGAGGAGCAAUAGGAGGAAACGGCAAUAGAGUAACAGACUGUGAAUGCAACAUCCACGUACCGGCCGGAGGGCUACCGCAGAGCCUGGUACAAUUUAGGACCGUCGAGAACCCACAGAAUGAAUGGGUCGUCACCGCCUAUCCAAGAAACGUUCAAUAG
Pocillopora meandrina is the source of this 2525-nucleotide messenger RNA. The record is from the annotation of a GenBank genome assembly. Lineage: Eukaryota; Metazoa; Cnidaria; Anthozoa; Scleractinia; Pocilloporidae.